This is a messenger RNA of Octopus sinensis (East Asian common octopus), 4674 nucleotides long. Its product is annotated as protocadherin-11 X-linked. Bases 645 to 4460 code for a protein of 1271 amino acids. Lineage: Eukaryota; Metazoa; Mollusca; Cephalopoda; Octopoda; Octopodidae. Gene Ontology annotation, cellular component: catenin complex; plasma membrane. The record is from RefSeq and is a predicted model, not a curated record. Gene Ontology annotation, biological process: homophilic cell-cell adhesion. Gene Ontology annotation, molecular function: calcium ion binding; cadherin binding. The transcript is spliced from 11 exons.
CCAGUUGUUCACUUUUCCCAUCUCUACUCCGCUACAACUGUUGGCUAAAUAUGCUGGAGUUUUACAAAAGUAUUCUUCUUCGGCUUUAUGGAAUACAACACAGAAACUUGGAUCCUCUACAGAAAGAAGGGGACGGGAACAAUGACGCUUUGGCUUAACAUGCUUUCAAAAGUACCCAACCAUUUGUAAACCACUGUGUGCGCUGUCUAUUUACUGCGUAAGAUGUCCAUUUUCAAUGAUUUCGCAUAAAAGCUAUCCUGGUUCCUUGAGUACUUAUGGACUUACUACCCUUGAUACAUAUGCUGCAUGCAUGCAAACAACCAAGUGUAGUUUAGGUGCCUUCAGCCUUCGAGGCUAAUCCACUGAAUUCAUCAAAAUGAUUUGGGGACAUCAUUCAGCCUUCAAGAAACUUUUUUAAGAUGCCAGCAUUCAAAACUAAAUUUUCUUAAGAGGUUUUCUUUUUGAAAAAAACAAAAAACAAAAACACAAUAUAUAAAAAGAGUUUGAUGAACUCUUUGGCUCAUGGAUCAAGGAAGUUUGAACAAUACCACUGGCUCUUCUAUUUUUCUUUGUCAUCGUGCGCAAAGUGAAAUCUUUUCUUUGCGAUAAUACAACAAAAUAUCAUCAAUAUCAUUUUUAUCUAUAUGUGCAAUAAUAUGUCUGUUAAGUUCAUCUCCUUUUCCCUCAUUUUCUGGGGUCUACAGUUGUUUGCUUCAGCAUUACGUGAGUUAAAUUUUCAUGUUUUAGAAGAAACCGCCGAAGGCACAUAUGUUGGAAAUGUUGCCAAAGCUUUUACUCGCCCCACGCAUGGUGACUACUUGUUCAAAUUUCUAACGCAAGGGAACCAAUACACAAAUCUUUUCCAUAUUGGGACAAACUCAGGUAUUAUAACUACUGCUGUACCGAUUGAUCGAGAACAUAUCUGUGAUAAUGAUAUGGGGGGUCACACCUGUAUUGUAACUGUGAGUGUCGCCGUACAGUCUUCAUCCGAUCCACGUUUUCUUGAUAUGAUGAAUAUAAAAAUAAAUAUCGAUGACAUAAAUGAUAAUGCCCCAUUAUUUGACAAAGAUGAAAUUGCUCUUGAAAUCAGUGAAUCAACUCCUGCUAAUACGAAAUUCCCAAUUGAGGAUGCCUAUGACUUAGAUACAGGAAUCGACAAUUCCAUCAAAUACUAUAUACUUUUAAACGAUCGAGAUAAGUUUACAUUACUUCAAGAGAAUGGCUUUUUAGAUGGCUUGCAGUUGAAACAGAAAUUAGACCAUGAAGACCAGGAAUUUUACCAAUUAGUUAUUGUAGCCAAAGAUAAUGGCACUCCUCAAAGAAGUGGUAAUGUAGUUGUAAAUAUAACUGUACUUGAUGCUAAUGAUAAUGCCCCUAAGUUUGAUAAAAAAUCUUAUACUGUUUAUAUACAUGAAAAUCGCUCCAUAUUAUCGACAAUUCUUACAUUACACGCUGAGGACUUAGAUUCAGGUCCAAAUGGCCAAGUAGGAUAUAAACUUCAUCACAGAACAUCUUCGAAAAUUAAAGAAAUUUUUGAUGUUAAUCAAACAACAGGAGAAAUUCAUUUAAUUAGCAGAGUUGAUUAUGAAGAUAGACCUAGAUAUUCCUUCAAUGUCAUAGCUUACGAUCACGGUGCUAUCGUCCAGUCAUCAACUGCUUCAGUCAAUGUCUACGUAGUUGAUGUGAAUGAUAAUAAACCUGAAAUAAUAAUCAAUCUCCUGUCACUUGGUUAUGCGGCUAAUGUGUCUGAGUCUGCAUCCAAGGGUAAGUUUAUUGCCCACGUAUCAAUUAACGAUCGAGAUCAAGACCAAAAUGGAAAUGUCAGUUGUUCUGUCAAUGAUCACCAUUUCAGUCUACAGAUAUUUUCUAUUAAAACCUAUAAAGUUGUUGUUGCAAAACCUCUAGACUUUGAAAAGACCUCCGUUCACAAUGUGAGCAUCCGAUGUCAUGACCAUGGUACCCCACAGCUUCACAGCGAGAAGAGUUUUUUAGUCAUUGUCGCAGAUAAAAAUGACAAUCCACCAGUAUUUGAACAAACUUUGAUCAAAACCCCAAUUACAGAGAAUAAUAAUUUUCAUGAUUAUGUAACGAAAGUCACUGCCAAGGAUAACGAUACUGGAAUCAAUUCAGAGAUACAUUACGAACUUCAUCACGAUGCUCACUCUUGGUUUAACAUUGACCAUCGGACUGGUGUUAUAACUGCGAAUAAACAAUUUGAUAGAGAGCAAAAUGCUGAGAUUAAAUUCAGAGUUUUAGCAAUAGAUUCUGGUAGUCCUCCUCUUACAGGAACUGCCACUGUUCAUUUAAAUAUUCUAGAUAUUAAUGAUGAAGCACCACAGUUCAAAAGUGGGUAUUACAAAUUUCACGUGAAGGAAGAUCAAGAACCAUUUACGUAUAUUGGGAGAGUUGAUGCUCAAGAUUUAGAUCAUGGAGAAAAUGGUCGGAUUAGGUAUUGGAUUUCAAAGAACUAUGAAGCUCCUCAACUUUUUAUGGUCACUGAUGGUGUUUUAAAGACUAAAGCCAGAUUGAGCCGCAUGAAAGAUCAGAGAUAUGACUUUCUUGUUGUUGCCGCUGACCAUGGCAAAAAACCAUUGAGUUCCUCAGCAAGUGUCACUGUAAUUGUUGAUGAUGUCAAUGAUAACUACCCGUAUAUUAUUUACCCAUCCGAUACCAACAAUACCAUUUCAGUGAUUUACGAUAUGACUCCAGUUGACCGACCUAUUUCACGAGUGGUAGCUCUAGAUGAUGAUGAGGGGGAAAAUGCAAUGUUAUCCUAUUUCCUCAAAAGUACCCCUGAAACAGCUGGUCUUUUCAGAAUUAACCAUACUUCUGGGGAAAUAAUGCUUAUUAAAGACAGUGAUAUAAGAAUAUUCAGCAAGUCCUAUAAAUUACCAAUAGUUGUUAAAGACCAUGGGAAGCCUCCAAAAAGUACAUCUGCUAUUCUAAUAGUAAUGAUGAUUUUGAGCAACAGUACAGAGCUUCCUUAUGGAAAUAGUACUCCCGAUGGCGAAAGAAAUUUGACAAUAGUCAUUGUCCUUGCUGCUGUGACAGUUGUCCUAGCCACAUGCAUAGUCAUUACAAUAUGUAUAAUUAAAAAAGUAGACCAAAAUCGGCGCCGCUAUCCUGCAAAGAUGCAUGAAGAUGCUCGACGCAAGUCUGACAGUUCUCCAGAUUCGGACCGUCAAAAACACAAAAAGGAGGUCAGCUUUUCCCUUGAUGGAGCAGAUCCAACGAGUAAAGGUUCUGCAAAUUCACUGGCCAGUAAUACAACAGUCAAGAAUCCUGGGGCAUUCUUUGCUCCAGACCUACCAUCUCUCCAACCCCCUGAGAAUUGGCGGAAUCAAAUUGGUGGUGGUGACUCUCUUCUGCAUAGCCCUGGAGGGGAUUCCAUUAUCAGCAAUGGUAGGCACCUUGGGACGUUUACAGGCAGGAAAAACCAUUCCAAUUUGCCAUCACCAGCUACAUCUUCACUUGUUUCCUAUGCACCAAUGGAAGAUCAAAAUGACCUGGGGUUAAAUUCUUGUACGACAACCAUCACGACUGUCUCAGAGAACAACACAGCCAACAAUGGUGCGCCAAACACAACCAACAUCACCACCACCAACAACAACAAUACGAGCACCAAUACAGUCAAUACUAGCAACUUAUCUACUCCUACCAAUACUACUUCUACCACUCCUCUUACUCCUACUACAGAUAAGAAUGUUCCUAACUUUGCUACUCCUGGUAGUCCAGCUACUUCUACUACUACUACUCCAAACGUUACCAACCUCAAAGAGAACUCGGUUCGUGCCACCAAUGUCGCCAAUGGUCCCAAAGAAGGAAAAUACAAAACUUUAUUACAUUUAGCCAAGAUGGAAGAUACAUAUAGCGAGAAUUCUGGGGAAACUGGGGCAUCAGACAGUGGUCGUGGCGGGAGUGAGGAAGAUGUGCAACUGAAUCGCACCCCGUAUCAGAACAGUAAAUCAGAUGCUCACUUACAGAGUCUGUUACAUCAAGAUGAUUUAAAAGGAACCCACGUGCCAACAGAAGCUUCCUUUGAUGAAGAAAAUGGGGAUAACCCUGGGGAAGUGAGAAGGGUUCCAAACCUACGUACGUUUCGACCCAAUCAUUGUCCCAAAACACUCAAUGGUGACAUUUUAUCAAAUACUUCUUCAACUGAAUCUGAUAAACUCAGCGCCAAGACUCCUCCGCCAAAACGGCCCACUUUUAAAUACUGUGUCUCCAAUUCUCUUGACUCUCCUUAUGGAGGUCCAGCUACUGUACCCCGGGCUACAAAUUUGACAGGUUUGCGUUAUACAUUAACAGAAAACUGCAAAGAGUAUCCAUACAAUGACAUAUCAGCAGCCAUGUUACCUGCUUCGGACAGUGACAGCAUGGCAUCAGAUAGCUAUGUUUUACACCACCCAGACAGUGGAUCACAAAUACAAAAAUAUAUUUUAAAAGAUGUCAUUGUCUAAAUUAUGAAAAAAAAAACUAAUAAACAAACUAAAAAACAAAUUAUCUAACAAAAAAAAAUGGUAAACCAUUAAACUACAGAAAAAAAAAAUAAUAAAAUUAAGAAAUUUUAAAUUCUUUGUCAAAAUGAUAAAGAUUUUAAAAGUAACUGCAAUUAUUUGGAAAAGUCCAAAAAAAAAGAAAGAAAAGAAACACACACACACAAACAAAAAACAA